Molecule: messenger RNA, 837 nt
Organism: Morchella importuna
Lineage: Eukaryota; Fungi; Ascomycota; Pezizomycetes; Pezizales; Morchellaceae
Exons: 1
Coding region: 1-837 (278 amino acids)
Source: RefSeq, a predicted model, not a curated record
AUGUUGUUUUUAUGGAAGAGGCGACAAAAGACCAGGGCCGAUGCAGAAGCCAGGAGGAAAGAGGUUGAGGAAUACGGAUACAAUCCCAAUAAUGAUCCCCAUGGUGGCGCGGCAUCAACGGCGGCGGGUGUUGGGGUCGCCCGGAGUAAUAGUAACGGUGAAGAAACUCUUUACGAAAUGACAGAAAGUGAUGGGGCUGGUUAUAGAGGAUGGGGGUCGACAAACGGAGGGAGAAAAGCGUCAAAUAUGGGCUCGAGUGUUGGGACUAGUGUACCAAUGUCCCCUGUUGGGAUGGCAUUUUCGGAUGGGGGUUUCACUCAGCAACAACAGCAACAGCAGCAACAAAAUAUCAUUGGCCCUGUCCCAGAUGGGUAUACGGGCGUAGCGACUUCGCCUAGUACAUCUACCUUCCCUGCGGGCAACUCACCUUCUGUUGAUGGUUCAAAUGCUCCUUUAAUACAUGGGAGUCGGCCUUUAACAGCAGACUCUAGUGUAAUUGGAGCCAUGAAUGGUCCUGCCGCGGCGGAAAAUUCCGGGGGAAUUCAUAGAGGCAUUUCCAAUGCAUCUUCAAAUUAUUCCGCAAUGACCCAGUCAGAUCAAUCUGAUAUUGGUCAACCUAUGUCCCAUCACGAUGCCCAAUACUAUGGUGUGGAUGACGGGUAUGAGGAUGCAUAUUACUCCUCAAGGAACCCCGCCCAUCCCUAUUCAGGAGAUAAUGGUUAUGGACCAGCCCCUGUCAUUAGGGAUGUCUCUGCUAGACGUAACACUCGCAUUGAAACACCCACAAGCACCCACUUUCCUCAACAGGGUAAUAGCGGUAUUGCCCAGAAUUUUUAG